This is a messenger RNA of Umbelopsis ramanniana AG, 2826 nucleotides long. RefSeq lists its product as uncharacterized. Gene Ontology annotation, molecular function: RNA binding. The transcript has 5 exons. Lineage: Eukaryota; Fungi; Mucoromycota; Umbelopsidomycetes; Umbelopsidales; Umbelopsidaceae. The record is from RefSeq and is a predicted model, not a curated record. The coding region runs from base 1 to 2826 and encodes 941 amino acids.
AUGGACGAUCUUGGUGAUCAGGAAGAUUUAAGGAAGGUUUCAAUGGCCAAUGCCUUUCCAAGCAUACCCGAGAAGCCAUCCAAUAUGUCGUACUUCAAGCGACCCUUUGAUAUUGCCCCGCAGCUUCCCAUGGAGCCUACCGCUUCUGGUAGACGCCCUCGGGCGGACACAAUGCCUUCACAGUCGACAGCUUUCCCUUAUACUCCGACCAACCUUGACUUUAAUCCUAGCAGACCAGCCAUCCCUGUUAGUUCAAGACAACGUUCGGGCUCUGUGACCCAUUCGUCACCGCUUGGCUCGUCUAUGUUUCGAUCCGCAUGGAUGGACAUUGAUGCUUCUAUGGGCUUCGUUCCAUCAUUGCAGUCUCCUUCUAGUGAUAUCUUGGAUGAAGAGCGCUCGGGAACCAUCGCGAGUACAAUGGCAACAUUGGGUUUGGAUGACGAUAAGGAUAUGAGAUCGAACGAUUCAUUACCCUCCGGUGGUUAUCAUCACGCUACUCUUCAAGCAAGGCCGAACACAAUGAACUCGGACGGUUUGAACCCCCAUCAUAUAUUAAUGAAUCAUCAAAACACCAUGAGGAGUCGUGCCUACACCACAUCAGCCAAACCGCAGCUGUCUUCGCACCCAGAGAUUUACCUGCCAACGUCGCAACCCUCUGCUCCCUCAAGAUUCCAGCCAUUUGCUCCGACUUCGAAUCGACCCCGCGCUAUCAGUCUUGGCAUGGCAGAUGCCACCAUUGAAGGUCCUACGGUUACACCAAACCGGGACCCGGUGAUGAAUCCCGGAUCGUUCUGGCCAACUGAUAUGGCCAGGCAAAGAAACUUACGUGGAUCUACCAGCUCUGGAAACCUCUCUAACUUGGCCUCCGCUCAUCACCACGAAUUUAGCUCCUCUGACCGUUUCUUGCCCAUUCGGAAUGACCUCGCCGAUCAAUGGACCGAGGAGUUGUACCACAACAACCGUCUUUUUGAGACGACUGGUGCUACACAACCGUUGUCAGCUCAAACCCCCACACGGUCUCUCUGGUUUGGUAACGUGGAUCCAGCUCUCACUGUGCCCGAGUUGAUGCAAAUUUUUUCUCCCUACGGACCUAUCGAAAGUGCUCGCGUACUGCCUGACAAAGAAUGCGCCUUUGUUAACUUUGUCAAUUUGGAUGAUGCUCUGAGAGCCAAAGACGAUUUUGGCUCAAGCUUGGCCAGUAGUCUUGGAGGAUCUUUCGUAAAAGUUGGAUUUGGAAAACCUGAAGUGGCCACGGCUGCUUCAUCCAACAAUGACAUGAACAAUACUGUACAAGGUCCUACUCGUGCUUUGUGGAUUGGCAAUCUACCCUCCAGUACAACCGCAACCAUGCUUCGUACGGUGUUUUCCACCUUUGGCGUCAUCGAAUCAGCUCGUAUUCUGGCUCAUAAAAACUGCGGUUUUGUCAACUUCGAUUCGCAAGACGAUGCUAUCAGAGCCAAGAAGGCUUUGCACAAUGUUGAGAUUAUGGGUCCUGGUACUGGCGCUGUUCGUGUCGGUUAUGCAAAGGUGCCAACGAAGUCUACCAACGGCUCACCUUCACCUGUCAUGGAGAACGCUGCUUUGGAAGAUGUCAGUCAGAAAUCUCCAUGGCAAGCUGGUGAAAGUGGCAACCAACCCAAUGACGCCUAUCAAGCACAAAUGCUUAUGGUCAUGCUGAUGGCUGAGAUGGCUGGUGCUAAUAGUGCUGCUUUGACUGCCAAUGCCAUUCAGGAGCGCAAGAAGAUUUUCAAGGAUUUAGACGAUAGCGCCGAAGAACCUGUUUUUGAAGAACGAGCUGUCAUCAAUUAUGCUGCCAGUAUCCCUGCUGUAUCCGAAACUGCCACAGGUAGAAAACUGGAAACUGCCCGUCUACGUGAAAUGAGAAAACGUCUGGAUAGCGGUAAUUACUCGCAAGACGAGAUUGAAGCUAUGGGUUUAGAAUGCCUACCGGAUGUUGUUGAACUGUGUAGUGAUCACAUUGGCAACACUGUCAUACAAAAAUUGUAUGAACGAUGCAGUAGCGAGAUCAAGGACGCUAUGUUGGAAAAAGUGGCUCCCUACUUGGCUUCCAUCGGUGUUCAUAAAAAUGGUACUUGGGCUGCUCAAAAGAUCAUUGACAAGUCUACGACUGACAAACAGAUUGCUCUUAUUUGUCACCACUUGGCAAAGUAUGUGCCAGCCUUAUUCCUCGAUCAAUUUGGCAACUAUGUCGUCCAAUGUUGUUUACCGCUUGGAUCGGGACGCAACCAAUUCAUUUAUGACGCCAUCGUUGACCGUUGCUGGGAAAUCGCUCAGGGAAGAUUUGGAGCCAGAGCCGUUAGGGCAACAUUGGAGAGUCAGUACACCAGUGAUUGGCAACGCAAAUAUGCCGCUGCUGCGAUUGUGCAAAAUGCUCCUCUUCUAAUUAUAAACCCUAACGGUGUUCUUCUUCUCAACUGGUUGUUGGAUACAUUGGAGUCGCCUGGUCACUUCAAGGUCCUUUUACCUCAAGUGUUACCUCACCUGCGUCAUUUGGCCGUUCAAAAAAUUGCAUCUAGCGUCUUAUACAAAAUGAUCAACCAGCAGGAGGAUCUUGAAACACAACAAGCCAUUAUAGAGGGAGUAUGCGAAUCCAUGGAAAGCAUUCUUGCCGAUACGGCACAAGGAGUUCCGUUCGUUCAGAAGAUCAUGACCAGCGUCCAUGUCAAUCAAGAUGGACGUCAGCAUGUAGCUCGUAUCGCUCGCAAUGCUCUUGUUAAAGCCAAUCUACAAGAUACUAUUCAAUAUCGCCGUCUUGUUGAAGAUAUCAUCAAUACUAUCGGCGACGAGCCAUUUGUAGAUAACUAA